This is a messenger RNA of Komagataella phaffii GS115, 1296 nucleotides long. Its product is annotated as Acetylornithine aminotransferase. The record is from RefSeq and is a predicted model, not a curated record. Gene Ontology annotation, biological process: arginine metabolic process. The coding region runs from base 1 to 1296 and encodes 431 amino acids. Gene Ontology annotation, cellular component: mitochondrial matrix. Gene Ontology annotation, molecular function: transaminase activity; identical protein binding; pyridoxal phosphate binding. The transcript is spliced from 2 exons. NCBI's taxonomy places the organism in Eukaryota, Fungi, Ascomycota, Pichiomycetes, Pichiales, Pichiaceae.
AUGAAGUGCAGUCUCAGACUAACUACGCUUAGCGUAGCCAAGUCCACUCGAAUGGCCCAGAGAUCAGUAGUCUGUAAAUACUCCACUCAACCCAAUAAGCAGGAGGAGUUUGUUAAGGAGAGAGAAAACUACACUGUGACGACCUAUUCAAGACCAAACCUGGUGUUCGAAAAGGGACAAGGUUCCUACCUGUGGGAUAUCGAGGGGGGAAAGUACAUUGACUUUACUGCUGGGAUUGCUGUCACCGCCUUGGGUCAUGCCAACCCAAAGAUCGCUGAGAUCCUUUAUGACCAAGCCAAGAAAGUGAUUCAUACCUCCAACUUGUAUCACAACCUUUGGACCUCAGAAUUGAGCAAACAGUUGGUAGAGAAGACAAAAGAGAGUGGAGGGAUGAAGGAUGCCUCAAGGGUUUUCUUGGCUGCGCUCAAAUUUGCUCGCAAGUACGGUAAGUCUAUCGCAGAGGAUAAGAUCGAGUUCAUUACUUUCGAAACCUCAUUUCAUGGAAGAAGUAUGGGUGCUCUUUCUGUGACCCCUAAUAAAAAGUAUCAAGCUCCUUUUGCACCUCUGAUUCCUGGUGUCAAGGUAGCUAAACCUAAUGACAUUCAUUCUGUAGAAAAGCUCAUCAGUGAUAAGACAUGCGGUGUUAUUUUGGAACCAAUUCAAGGUGAGGGUGGUGUUAGACCUAUGGAAGCUAAAUUUUUGGCAAAGGUUCGUCAACUAUGUGACGAGCACAAUGCUUUGUUAAUCUACGAUGAAAUUCAAUGUGGACUGGGUAGAACUGGAAACUUGUGGGCUCACUGUAAACUUGGUGAAGAGACCCACCCAGACAUUCUUACUAUGGCAAAAGCUCUAGGUAAUGGAUACCCGAUUGGUGCUACCAUGAUCACAGAAAAGGUGGAGAGCGUAUUGAAAGUCGGCGACCACGGUACCACGUAUGGUGGUAAUCCUUUAGGAGCCCGUGUGGGAAGCUACGUUUUGCAGCAAGUUUCUGAUAAGGAUUUCCUAAGUAAGGUCGAACAAAAGUCAGAAAUAUUCAAAGUCAAGUUGUCUGAACUGCAAGAAAAGUUUCCUGAUCUUAUCACCGAUGUUCGAGGAGAUGGUUUACUGUUGGGGAUUGAGUUUAAUAUUGAUCCUGCCCCCAUCUGUGCCAUCGCCAGGGAAAAAGGACUACUAAUCAUUACAGCGGGCGGAAAUGUUAUUCGUUUCGUUCCAGCCUUGAACAUCGAAAGUAAAGUCAUCUAUGAAGGCUUAGCUAUUCUUGAGGAGGCUGUCAAAGAGUUUGCUGAAAAUCAGUAG